Messenger RNA from Baudoinia panamericana UAMH 10762, 3109 nucleotides. RefSeq lists its product as uncharacterized. The record is from RefSeq and is a predicted model, not a curated record. The coding region runs from base 223 to 2610 and encodes 795 amino acids. Lineage: Eukaryota; Fungi; Ascomycota; Dothideomycetes; Mycosphaerellales; Teratosphaeriaceae. Gene Ontology annotation, cellular component: nuclear pore; nuclear pore central transport channel. Gene Ontology annotation, biological process: RNA export from nucleus; protein import into nucleus. The transcript has 2 exons. Gene Ontology annotation, molecular function: phospholipid binding; structural constituent of nuclear pore.
GAUCAUUGUCGCUCCGCGUCUCCAGCAUUGAAAAGGACGACCAGACUGUAAGUAUGUUUCCGUCCAUCUUCACGAUACAUUAUCGCAAGCAGUACUCGUUUCCUCAAUCAUGCCUCCGCGCCGGCCCAAAGUCACCCGCGAAACCCCUUCGUCCUUUCAACAAUGGCAAACCACAUACACCAAAGAAACAGAAGCUAUAGCGAAGCCGACUGACGUACUUCUAUGCAGAGCACCGCCAACGAGCCACCGAACGAUACAGUCAACGAGGAAGACGCCGAGAUGUCAGGCGAGCCGCCGAAGUUCAGCUUCGGUGGUAGCACUACGCCGCAAGCAAACAAGACACAGCCCAACAACUCGCAACCAAGCACGACUCCCUUUGGUCAGCCGCCCACCACCAAUCUCUUCCAGAAUAUGACGAACCAGAGCGGCAAUCAGCAGGCGCAGAGCCAACCCUCGGGACAGGGCAUGUUCAACUUCCCCAGUUUAAGCGCGGCGAGCUCGGCACCACAGUCAUCGGGCCUAUUCGGGAGCUCAAACACAUCCUCAGCGCAGACAGGAAGCUCAGCACCAUCCACCACGUUGUUUGGCUCCACCACAGGUUCGACAGCACCCAGCAUUUUCGCCCCGAAAGCAAAUAACGCGCCACCGGCGAGCAACACACCAACCACUGGUAUAUUCGGCUCAAGCACAACGCCUUCAAGCAACACUCAGUCGAGUAACUUGUUCGGCUCUGCGACGAACAACAACAACAACAACAAAUCCGCCGGUGGCUUGUUCGGCUCAAAUCCCACAUCUACCAAUACCACACAGCCAAGCGGGCUUUUUGGCGCAACUCCUGCGUCACAGCCGAGCAACACCUCGAGCAGCCUGUUUGGCUCUACUCCUUCAGCUCAGUCAAAUAACAAUACAAAUCCGUUUGGAGCGAGUACCACGCCCGCAGCACAGUCAGGCAACACAGCGUCGACGGGUCUAUUUGGUGCCAAGCCUGCAUCUGCGGCGCCGACCGGCGGGCUCUUCGGUAGCACUUCGACACCCGCCACUGCAACACCGAGCAAUGCGCCACCCAGCAACAUCUUCGGCGCAGCAAGCGCAACGUCCGCGCCACAACAAUCCAGCGGCACUUCAGCAGGCAGUCUGUUUGGCGCAAAGCCCUCAUCUAUGCCGCAAGCGAGCACAGCUACUACGAAUGCUUCGUCUGGCGGUCUCUUUGGUGCGGUCAACACGAGCUCCACACCCUCAACUUCUGCGCCAUCGAGCAACCUCUUCGGCGGCUCAGCAACACCAGCUCAAAGCGCUCCUUCCUUAUUUGGCGCAAAACCAGCUGCACCACAGCAGCAACCAAAUACCGCCUCGUCAGGUGGCCUGUUUGGCGGCGCUGCCCCAGCUGCGCCGUCGACAUCGGCGCCCCCUUCAAAUCUCUUUGGAUCCAUGCCCACUCCGUCAGCGACUGCUGCUCCCUCCAGCAACCUCUUUGGUAGCGCCACAGCCUCUGCACCGCAACAGGCAAGCGGCAGCAGCUUGUUUGGAGCGAAGCCAACCCAGCAGUCAAGCACGACUACCUCUAGCGGUUCCACUAACGCGACCACGACCGCUGGCCCCACAAGCAACCUGUUUGGCAACCUGAGUACGCCGUCCGCACCGGCCUCGAGCGCUGCGCCAUCGAUAGGCUUGUUUGCCAACCUCAACACAACGUCGGCACCACAACAAGCGUCAGCACCAUCAACAAGUUUAUUCGCAAACCCGAACACGACGUCUGCGCCACAACAACAAGCUGCCGCAGCCACUAGCGGACCAUCAGCCACAGCCACCUCUGCUCCGGCUCCUGCCGCAACCACCGCCACCGGUGGCGGGCUUUUUGGCGGUGCCUCCACUACCGCGCCCGCCCCGGCAGCACCGGCCUCCACCUCCGGCCCAGCCGCACCGCAGCACUCACGCCUGGCCAAUAAAACUAUGGAUGAAAUUCUGACCAUGUGGUCCACUUCACUUGCAACGCACCAGAAGACAUUUCAACAGCUCGCACAGCGCGUGGCAUCUUGGGACCGCGUGCUUGUGGAGAACUCGAGCAAGAUCAGCACACUAUAUGGCCGCUGCUUCCAAGCCGAGCGUGACUGUAGCGAGGUUGAGAGACAGCUGACACAUGUCGAGCACGGCCAGAUGGAGCUUGAGGCUCUACUGGACAAGUACGAGGGCGAAGUGGACCGCAUGAUGGAGAGUGCAGGCCUGGGAGAUGGUGGCAUGGGCGUCGUUGGUGGUGUUGAUGGCGAGCGAGAGCGGACAUACAAGGCCGCAGAAUCGUGCACCACCCGCUUGACGGAGAUGCAUCACAGCCUCACCGAUAUGAUUGAAGAGAUCAACUCGUCAUCGUCGAGUCUCAACACCGCUACGAAGGGCAAGGCCGCUGACGAUCCUUUGGCGGACAUCGUGCGGGUGCUGAACGGUCAUCUGUCGCAGUUGCAGGUUAUCGAUGCUGGCGCAUCGUCGCUGCAGAGCAAAGUUGCCGCUGCGCAGCGUGAAGCGAGGACGCUUGAUGAGAGGACAGGGACGCUCGGCCAGAUGAGGCGUGAAGAAGGCUUGGAGGCUUUUGGGCGGAGUUACUUGGGCAGGCGGUGAAUGAUGAGUGCAGCAUCAACGACGACCUCGAAGUGGGCGAGAUAUGGAUGUCUAGGCCAUCGGGUACUGGCGUCCACAAUGUACGCUCAUGGCUACCAUUCUAAUGAAGUGGCACGAGAGUAGUCCGUCGGGAUGAUUGACUUGGUCUUUCGCCGGGCAAACGCGCUGGCCAAGCUCGGUGGUAUAUGUACAUUAUGUACUCUACUGGGGGCCAACGUUUACAUUGUCAAAAGCGAUGUUCUCGUUCGAGGUGACCUUAUCUCAUCAGUCAACGAGGGUCCACCGCUCACAGGCCUUGAUAUCACCUAACGAUCCAUGUAUGCCAAACACUGACGAGCGAGCAGUCUCGACACUUUAACAGUGCACGAUUCGGCGGCUCAAGCGCGCUGCUGUCAGUCCCAGUUUUUCAGCUUGGCAGGCGUUAGGAAGCGCAGAUCAGUGAGGGUGACACGAUGUGGCGUACGGAAGGUAUGGGCUUGAGCACACGCCAUGAAGCUGC